GCGCUCUUAUGGCCUUGGGUCAAAGGGUAAAGGUUAAGACUUUGCCCGAAGAGGCUGUUAGUUUAAUACCUUUACCCACCUGUGGGGGGCACUAAAGUCCAGUUUUGCGCUGUUGGUAGUUUGUCCCUUGUUGUUGCCCGUAGUUACAGAGAACAUGGCGUCACACACGGGGAAGGCAUUUUUGUGCUUAGGUCGAAUAAAUGUUGCUAAUUUUGCAACAAAACCAAUGAACAGUGGCACCUACGCGACGGCGUUGGUUACACCUUCUUCUACGGCUGAAAAAGGCUUCCCUCAGAGAAGCGGUAGAGGACCCUUGGGUAGAAAAUCCAGGAGAGUGUCGGGGGAACCAAGAACAGAAAAGAUGCCAGUGGAUCAGGACUGGACGGCUGUUUAUCCAGCUGCAAUGCCAUUCAGACCAAAUGCUGUCCCCCUUCCUGUAAGGAUGGGCUACCCUUUGAAGGGAAGGGUCCCCCCUGAGAAGAACGGCAACUUGGAGCUUAUUAAAAUUCCAAAUUUUCUGCAUUUGACACCUAUAGCCAUCAAGAAACACUGCGAAGCUCUGAAACCAUUCUGCACAGAAUGGCCCUCUACCCUGGACACUGAUGCCAAAUGUGAUGAGCACUUCCCUAUAAAAGUAGAAAGCACAGACUAUGUGUCCGCUGGCCAGUCUCUGAGAAACCCUUCUGCUCGUAUCGUUCAUCUCAAAGUGAAGCUGUCUAGUUUGAAUCUGGAUGACCAUGCACGUAAAAAAAUGCUGAAACUUGUUGGAAAGAGAUACUGUAAAGACUCUGAUGUCCUGACCAUCAAAACCGACAGCUGCCCAAUGAGACUGCAGAAUUACAACUACGCCAUGUACCUGCUAACUGUCCUUUUCCACGAGUCCUGGAAAACAGAAGCCUGGGAGGCUGAGAAGACCGUGGCCGACAUGGAGGAGUAUAGCUGGGAGGACAGCCCAUCCCAGAAGAGCAUGUUAGACACGCUGUUGCGCAUGAAAGCGGGCGGGGACGGCGAGGAAGCGCAAGAGCAGCUGCUGGGAAGGAGCGAAGUGCAGGAGUACAAGGACUCUGUCACGAGGCUGAAGAAUGAAGGGGACAGCGAGAGCACAUUGCUGCAGUACAAAGAGGCUGUGAAGAAAGUACUCAACCUGUAAUAAUUGAUGAGCACAUGUAUUUUACAUGAAGACGAUCAAGAGCAGUAGUGACUGUUUUAAAUGCACUUGGAUUCUAUGACCGCCCAAAACUAAAUUGGAUACAAAAUAAAGCGUAUGAAUAUAUUCUCAUGGCUUUCAACUAAUACAUAGUUAUUGUUAUCGGGCUUCAGUACAAAAAUAAAAGUCUAGCAUCUGUUGUUAAA
Molecule: messenger RNA, 1353 nt
Organism: Betta splendens (Siamese fighting fish)
Lineage: Eukaryota; Metazoa; Chordata; Actinopteri; Anabantiformes; Osphronemidae
Gene: mrps35
Product: mitochondrial ribosomal protein S35
Exons: 8
Coding region: 155-1150 (331 amino acids)
Biological process (GO): mitochondrial translation
Cellular component (GO): mitochondrial small ribosomal subunit
Molecular function (GO): structural constituent of ribosome
Source: RefSeq, a predicted model, not a curated record